AUGUGGGCCCCCGUGACCUGCCGUCAGCUCACGCAGAGCGCGCUCCUAGGAGAGCGGGCGAGGCACCACGUCAUGCGUGUGCUGUGUGGUUUUCUGAGGACCGUUGCGCCUCGCCUGGCGUCCUUCGUGGUCCUCCGCCGGGGCCUGGUGGGCGCUGCCUCCGGUGGAGGGUUGGCAGGAGCGUCUAGGCAGGUGUCCCACCCCCCAGGUGGAGGCGGCCUGCUGGCCCUGGGGCCCCUGGCCACGGAGAGGAUGGCGCAGGCCAAUGGAAGUGGCCAGGCCUGGCUCAGCUUCCGGGAGAGGGGUCUCCUCUCCAUACGCGGGACUUCCAAGCUGCUGGUGGGCCCCAGGAGAAAACCACCCACUCAGGCCACCCUCCUCGCGGCCAGCCUGCACUUGGAGAGACCUACCUGGCAGGCAGCGCUUGAUCAAAGACCCCUCACCAAAGCCACAACACCUAAGACUCCUGAAGAAGGGGGUUUCACCAGGCCGAGCUUGGCCCAAGCUGAGCUGAGGAGAGCACCCCCUUGGGCUCAUCCGCAUGCCAGCCAGCUGGGCAUCGGUGAGCACCUGCGGAUCUGCCCCCAGGGCUACACCUGCUGCACCAGCCACAUGGAGGAGAACCUGGCCAACCGCAGCCGGGCUGAACUGGAGACAGCCCUCCUGGACAGCGGCCGCGCCCUGCAGGCCACACUCACCACCCAGCUGCAGAACUUCGAUGGUGAGCAGGCCACUGGGCACGCCCAAUGUCCCGCGACUGAGCUCCUGAGCUCCGGUGGGGGCAGCCGGGCGGUCCCAUCCUCAGCCAGCCUGGGUCCCAUGCAGGACCAGAAGGGAGAAGGUGUGGAGCUAGAUGCCGAGUCGACUGUGCCCCUGGGCCCGGAGUGCUCGAGGGCCGUCAUGAAGCUGGUCUACUGCGCGCACUGCCUGGGGGUCCCCGGCGCCCGGCCCUGCCCUGAUUACUGCCGCAAUGUGCUCAAAGGCUGCCUGGCCAACCAGGCCGACCUCGACGCCGAGUGGAGGAACCUUCUGGACUCCAUGGUGCUCAUCACCGACAAGUUCUGGGGCCCAUCGGGUGCGGAAAGUGUCAUCGGCAGUGUGCAUUUGUGGCUCGCAGAAGCCAUCAACGCCCUCCAGGACAACAGGGAUACGCUCACAGCCAAGGUCAUCCAGGGCUGCGGGAACCCCAAGGUGAACCCCCAGAGCUCUGGGCCUGAGCAGAAGCAGCGCCGGGGCAAGCUGGUGCUACAGGAGAGGCCCCCCACGGGCUCACUGGAGAAGCUGGUCUCCGAGGCCAAGGCACAGCUCCGAGAUGCCCAGGACUUCUGGAUCAGCCUCCCGGGGAUGCUGUGCAGCGAGAAGAUGGCCAUGAGCACCGCCAGUGACGACCGCUGCUGGAACGGCAUGGCCAAGGGCCGGUACCUCCCGGAAGUGAUGGGUGAUGGCCUGGCCAAUCAGAUCAACAACCCUGAGGUGGAGGUGGACAUCACCAAGCCCGACAUGACGGUCCGCCAACAGAUCAUGCAGUUGAAGGUCAUGACCAACCGGCUUCGCAGCGCCUACAAUGGCAACGACGUGGACUUCCAGGACGCCAGUGACGACAGCAGUGGCUCGGGCAGCGGGGAUAGCUGCCCCGACGACCUCUGUGGCCGGAGAGUCAGCAAGAAAAGCUCCAGCCCACGGACGACCCUGACCCACGCCCUCCCGGGCCUGUCAGAGCGGGAGGGCCAGAAGACCUCCGCCUCCGGCUGCCCCCGGCCCUGCGUGUCCCUAAUGCUGCUCCUCUCCCUGGUCCUCUCGGCCGCCAGGCCCACGUGGCGGUAA
Molecule: messenger RNA, 1824 nt
Organism: Puma concolor (puma)
Lineage: Eukaryota; Metazoa; Chordata; Mammalia; Carnivora; Felidae
Source: RefSeq, a predicted model, not a curated record